Messenger RNA from Penicillium canariense, 537 nucleotides. RefSeq lists its product as uncharacterized. The record is from RefSeq and is a predicted model, not a curated record. Bases 1 to 537 code for a protein of 178 amino acids. The transcript has 3 exons. Lineage: Eukaryota; Fungi; Ascomycota; Eurotiomycetes; Eurotiales; Aspergillaceae.
AUGGACCUGAAACACGGCGAGGCUAGUGUAACUUUGGUAUCCUUCGGUAUUGUCUCCACGGUUGAGUGGACUAAUGGCCAUCCUGCGCCAACCUUGGCUGAUGAUGCGCUCUUGAGAUCAGUCGGACUUGUGCAAGUACGCCCAGAGAACCCGGAUGAUAUCGACUCCAGAAUCCAGUCAGACACGCGCUUGAUCACUUCGCCCUGUCCACUACUGGAAUACUCUACCCCAUCCGAUGGGGGAGGAUUUUCAUCAUGGUUGACUGUUCUUGCCGAAGCCGCCGGGCCUCCGCCGUCGCCCAUGGUUCAUCGUGACAAGAGUCGGGAUCCACCGCUCCUUCUUGCCAGUUCUUUGCCCCUGGGAACCAGUCGGAACGUCGAGGACGUCUAUGUGUUGCGCGAAGGCCCGAAAUACCGGAUCUGGGGUUUCUGCAAGGGCAAAGACGAUAUCGCGGUGGCGGGUUUCCCGCUCUUCAGCCGCGACUGGCCCAAACGGACUCCAUUCGACUCCGCGGCUGUCUCCGCUGGUCUGAAGUAG